AUGGCCGACGGCCUGAUCUCGAACAGCGCGGCGGCGGGCGGCGGCGCUCAACAACGCCUGUUCGAGGGUCCCGAUCAGCAGGAGCAGUUCGACGAAGCGAUCCGGGUGUUAGACCCACAAGGGCACCACGACCUGGUAGAUCGGGUAUUCCUGGUCCUCGAGCAGGGCGAGUUCGUUGAUGCGAUGCCGGUUUUCACAUACGACGGCGAGCACGACCCGGUGCUCGUCGAGUUUCGUAGUCUGCUCACUGGAGCUGCCAGUCGGAUGCUGGACGCCGGCUACAGCGCGCACGACACUUUCCAGGUCCUCCAUCUGCUGGUGCUCAUGGCCGCACGGGAGGCGGCGGGCUUUCUCGACCACGAGUCGCCGGCGGGGUCGCAGCCCGGCAGCGGCGGCGGCUUCGGAGCGGUCCGCCCGGCGCCCGCCGCCGCGGUGGCUCGCCUGGAGAAGCGAACGUUCCACGCCGGAGGAAACGGCGGCGGCAUCACAGAGUGUAGCAUCUGUUUGCGGGGUUUCGUGGACGGCGAGGAGGUCAGCGUGAUGCCGUGUCCUCUGCGCGGGCACGAGUUCCAUCCCGAGUGCAUCACCAAGUGGCUGGGGAUCAGCAGUACGUGCCCUCUCUGCCGCCAUGGACUUGCCCCUCCUGCUGCUGCAUCGAUGGUCUGA
Messenger RNA from Panicum virgatum (switchgrass), 666 nucleotides. RefSeq lists its product as uncharacterized. The record is from RefSeq and is a predicted model, not a curated record. Bases 1 to 666 code for a protein of 221 amino acids. NCBI's taxonomy places the organism in Eukaryota, Viridiplantae, Streptophyta, Magnoliopsida, Poales, Poaceae. The transcript has a single exon.